Messenger RNA from Drosophila hydei, 904 nucleotides. RefSeq names its product bromodomain testis-specific protein (gene tbrd-3). Lineage: Eukaryota; Metazoa; Arthropoda; Insecta; Diptera; Drosophilidae. The record is from RefSeq and is a predicted model, not a curated record. The coding region runs from base 107 to 889 and encodes 260 amino acids. Gene Ontology annotation, biological process: chromatin remodeling; regulation of DNA-templated transcription. The transcript has a single exon. Gene Ontology annotation, cellular component: nucleus; chromatin.
AUCAAAUGAACCGUAGGCGCUUUACGUCAAACGACAAAAUUCGAUAGACUCCGAAUUUUGAGUUAGUCACAGAAAUUAUUGAUUUAUAAUAUCUGAUUUUUGCAGCAUGCUGGCCUUAGCUAACCGGAACAAGCCGACACCGGAGAUCAGCGCCUGCAAGGCCAUAAUCAGAAACAUGUUCUCCAAGAAAUACAAGGGCCUGGCCUGGAUAUUCUACGAGCCCGUUGAUGCCGAUUUGCUGGCUUUGUACGACUAUCAUCAGAUCGUGAAGGAGCCCAUGGAUUUGUCGACCGUCAAGUAUCGCCUCAACUCGAACUUCUAUGCAAAUGCCGCUGACUUUGCACGCGAUGUACGCCUAAUAUUUUACAAUGCCUACGUGUAUACGUGUCCCGGUCAUUUGUGCUAUGACAUGGCCAAGAAACUGCAGCUAAUUUUUGAGGAUAUGUAUGCUAAGGUGCCGCUGCACAAUAGCUCGAAUGACAGCUGCCGUUGGUCGGACUCCUCUUCGGAGCAGGACAGUGACGAUCAUGACGGAUGCAGCAGCUCGUCAACUCAGUCCAAGGACAGCAGCGUGGCUUAUACCACGUUCAAUACACAGCUGCGCCAGGAGGACGUGUUCAACGAGUGGAAGGAGGAGCACGAGCUGCCAAUGUCCACCGAAGAGGACCUGGAAUUGCAUAUAAGAGUGCAGCAGUUGGAUGGCGUCAUGCUGUUGAACGUCAUACACAUGAUACGCCAAAUGGAGGGCAUGAAUUUUGGGUAUGCCAACAAGGAAAUCGAGUUCGACGUGCGCAACCUCAAGACGAACACAAAACGCUCCAUCUUGGCCUACAUGGCCAGCAGGGGUAUAACCGGCAAGCGGGUCUCUCGCGUAAAGAAAAACUACUAAUUUAAUAUUGAUUGU